UUUUCUUACAAGAAAUUAAAUGACACAGAAAGAAUUUGUUGACACUCACGACGAUGGAAAGUUCGGUGUCUGUUACAGAAACUGUAGAUUUACCAAGUCAUAUUUUGGUUCAAAAUCAGAUGCAAGACAUUAUUUUUACUCAAAAGAAUGUGAUAGAAAAGUUAUCUCAAGAUUUGUCCAGUCAUGAAGAUUCCAUGAGAGAAAGUUUUGCUUCAAAGUCCAUAUAUGAAGAAGAGUUGAAGAACCUACAGAGAAGUAUUAGAGAUGACUAUGUUCCUAGAAGUAAAUUAGAAGAAGCAGAGAAUGACUUGCAGGAGGAGAGAUUAUCUCAUUUAAACACAAAGAAACAACUGAAUGAUGUAUCUGACAGACUGGAGUUUGCAUUAGGAGAAAUAGAAGUUGUUACCAAACAGAUAGAAAGAGAAAAGGCGGCUUUUCAGAAAGCGUUUGGGACAGUUCAGACUAAAGCCAUUCAAGAAACAUCAAAGUCAAUAAAACUGGAACGCAAAUAUACAGAUGUAACAAAACAGUGUGAAAAACAGCAAGAUGAUUUAGAAUCAAAAACUGAAGAAUUAAAAUUUUUGGAAGGCAAAGUAAAAGAACAAGAAGUUGUUUAUAAGAAGAAAUUGAAUGAACUAGAAAUUCAAAAGAAACAGGAUCGGUAUAUAGCAAAAAUGAUGGAAGAUCAGAGCAGAAGAAAAAAUAAAACUAAAACUAGUUUAUUGACUCAAAAGUGAUAGAAAAUGAUUAUACCCAUGUUAAAUAAUGAUAUUGGCAGCUAUAAAUUUGUAUACUAUUUGUAAAAUUGCUGCCGCUGUAAGAGUUGAAAAUAAGUAAUUAUGGUACAAGAGAUUUGGAAAUAGAGCAAAUGAUAUAUAUCUGUCUGCCAUGACAUACUAUUGACUUUAGUAUAGCACUGUAUAAAGUUUGCAGAUGUAUAGGUUUAAGAAAGCUAGGUGUGAUUUAUAUAUGUUAUGUUUGAUAUAUAUAUAUGUAUGUGUAUGCUUUAUGAUAUUUGAAAGUAGAUAAAUAAUGAUGAUUUGA
Molecule: messenger RNA, 1044 nt
Organism: Mytilus trossulus (common blue mussel)
Lineage: Eukaryota; Metazoa; Mollusca; Bivalvia; Mytilida; Mytilidae
Product: spermatogenesis-associated protein 24-like
Exons: 6
Coding region: 54-737 (227 amino acids)
Cellular component (GO): nucleus; cytoplasm
Molecular function (GO): DNA binding
Source: RefSeq, a predicted model, not a curated record